This is a messenger RNA of Mesorhabditis spiculigera, 786 nucleotides long. The record is from the annotation of a GenBank genome assembly. NCBI's taxonomy places the organism in Eukaryota, Metazoa, Nematoda, Chromadorea, Rhabditida, Rhabditidae.
AUGCACGUCUCCGCCAAGCACUGGAACGAUGCAUUUGCCAUCGCGGAGCGAUACCCAAAAUUCAAAGAGACCGUCUAUCUGCCUUUUUCCGACGCCGGAUACUACAACUGGCUGCUCGGCUUCCAGUAUUUGGAUCGGGUCCACAAGAAUCCGGGGAUUUUGCCGAAGGCUCUACAAGCCCUGAACGACGCCGACGUCUACUGGGUCAUGAUCAACUACACACUGGCGAAGCUGGGGCAAGAGUUGGGAGCGUACAAGCUGGCGAGGGAGGGGCUGGAUCGGUUGACGCAGCUGAGGUUGCCGCCCAGGUACGAAAAGCUAGUGGAGGUGGCUACGGGGUCUCAAUCCCGCGAUUUUGGUGAUGAGGAGCGGGUCUGGUGGAAGGAUAUGCCAGUCUACAAAAUGCUGCUAUUCGCCCUCGACAUCAUCAUCUUCGUGAUCCUGAUCUCGUGCUGUCGCUGCGUCUUUGCCAAAUUCAGCCAGCGACGCCAGAUGAGGAGGGAAAUGGUGCUUAGACAAGAGGAGAAUCACGGCCGGGAAGCGCCGAGGUGGCCGCUGUGGUGGGUGAUGGACGAGCCGGGACCGGAAUACAGCGAGCAACAGAGCCCUCCCCCAUCCUAUGAAGACGCGAUGGCACGGGCCAAACUACUUGCCCCCGCCCCCACAGCUACCGCCGUUUCUCCACCUGCAGAAGCGACUACCGUACCCCCAUAUGAGGUGCUGGCCACCCGUCGCGAUUCCACAAAGUCGAACGAGUUUCCAGGGAAACGGCCAUGCGUACAUGUC